UAUAACCUAACCAAAAACAAAAAGGACCACGAAAGGUGAUGUUGGACGUCAUCAUUAUUCGCCAUAACCAAAGUGGUAACUUUUUAUCAUUUGAGAACCUAUGACUAUAGGAACCUAUGACUGAAAUAUGCCCACCCACAUGCCCAGUUUGGCUCUGUUUCUCUCGCACAUACCUUGGUAACAUUAUUAGGUUUUAAUGUGCGGUCCAUUUAAAAUAUCCAUGCGCUCGAGCCAUUUCAUGGUUAUCACAAAUUACUGACAUACCUGUUUUCUAUCAUGAUAAGAAAUAAUUUUUAGUUUGUUGUUUGUGGCAUUCUGUGGAGUGUGUACGCGUUUCAUAUCAAUAGUUGUGCAAGGGGGGAAAUGAUUGGGCGUCGUUUUAUUAGUUGAACGGCUAUUGGACAUCUGCUUUUGUUCUGAUGAAAUUUGUCCAUCCGACAAUUUUGGUUGGACGUGACUAUUUUAGCGGCAAAUAGACAUAAUUUGACUAUAGUGCAGUCUUCAACGAUGUCUGUAUUUUUAGUCAACCCAAGCACUGAAGAAGAAGAAGAAGACAACCCGACUGAAGAGGGUUCAAAUGCUAUUACUAUAUCUGUGGAAGAUAAUCCAACAUGUAACGUAGCUGCUCUGAAUCAAUUUUGGCCCAAAGUAAUCGAAGAUAUAAGAAAGAUUGGAACGUUAGAUUUAAAAACACAAGCUUUACCACUGGCUAGGAUAAAAAAAGUAAUGAAGUUGGAUGAAAAUGUUAAAAUGAUUAGUGCCGAAGCACCAAUGUUAUUUUCGAAAGCUGCAGAGAUAUUCAUUAACGAAUUGACAUUACGUGCAUGGAUUCACACGGAAGAUAAUAGACGACGAACAUUGCAACGAAAUGAUAUUGCAAUGGCUAUUACGAAGUAUGAUCAGUUUGAUUUCCUCAUAGAUAUAGUGCCUAGGGAAGAAGCAAAAAUUGUGACCAGAACUGUAUCGGAUAACAAGACCACGUUGAACCCUGAGCAGGUUCAGUAUUAUUUUCAAUUAGCUCAGCAACAGCAAGCCAGUAAUCAAUCUACGUCAAACGCUGCACAAACCAUUCAAAUAUUGCAGCCAGUAUCCAAUCAACAAGUAGUAACAUUAAGCGGUGGUUCACAGGAACAAGUUAAUAUAGAGAAUAUUGUAAAUAAUACUUCAAAUAUAAGUACAAACACUUCGACAACUGUUUCUGGCAGUCAGCCACAAGUAAUACAGUUGCAAGGAAGCUCUCAAACUCUUAAUUCAAAUGGAGGUGGAGUACUUCAGUUAGUUCAACAAGUAAUCACGCCUUCAGGAGAAAUUCAACAUAUACCUAUACAACUGAACUCAAAUCAGAUGCAAAUGCUUCGUAUGCAAGUACAAAAUUCGCCUCAAUCUCAACAAGUUCAAGUGGUCCAAGCAGCACAACCACAAAUUAUACAAGUGGCAUCACAAGCUAAUGGACCAACACCAGUUUAUAUAUCACAACCUGCAAAUCCAUCAACUAGUACAGAAUAAAUAAUUAAAUUACAUUUUAAACUACUUUGUAAAUUCAGAAUUAUGAAAAUGAAAAUUAUCAGUGUGUACUGUAACUUAAUAAUUUAUAAACUUUAAUAUCAAUGUAUAAAGCAGAAUAUUAUUUAGGAUUUUUGAAUUAUUACGUAUUUUUUCUUUUCA
This is a messenger RNA of Adelges cooleyi (spruce gall adelgid), 1665 nucleotides long. Its product is annotated as nuclear transcription factor Y subunit gamma-like. Gene Ontology annotation, cellular component: nucleus; CCAAT-binding factor complex. NCBI's taxonomy places the organism in Eukaryota, Metazoa, Arthropoda, Insecta, Hemiptera, Adelgidae. The record is from RefSeq and is a predicted model, not a curated record. The coding region runs from base 508 to 1506 and encodes 332 amino acids. Gene Ontology annotation, biological process: regulation of DNA-templated transcription. Gene Ontology annotation, molecular function: DNA binding; protein heterodimerization activity; DNA-binding transcription activator activity, RNA polymerase II-specific. The transcript has 7 exons.